GGAGAGAGAGAGAGAGAGAGAGAGAGAGAGAGAAGGGAGGGGAAGGAGGAAAGGACUGACAGUAGAGCAGCAGAUUAAAAAAAGAGGAAGAGAAGGAUGAGAUGAAGGAGAAGGGAGGGAGAGAGAGAAAGAAAGAGAGAGAAAGAGAGAGAGGGGCAAGGGAAGGCAUGAGAUGGGGAAUGAUCAGUGGGUCUGUCUGUGGCUGGAAAGGUAGGAGCUGUCUCUGUCAGAGAGACCUCUGGAGGAUUUACAGUAAGCCAGAGGAGACAGACACACAACCAACAUGAGCAGAACCAUUUUCUUUGAGGUGGACAUUCUGGAUACUAGGACCAAAGAGCAGCUCUGCUUCCUGGAGAAGGUGGAUCCACACUCAACCAUCGGAGACAUAAAGAGUCUUUUUCACAAGUCAUACCCAAAGUGGUAUCCUUCCAGACAGUCUCUGAAGUUGGACCCCAAGGGGAAGGCCCUCAGGGAUGAAGACGUGCUCCAGAGUCUCCCUGUGGGGACCACGGCAACGAUGUACUUCAGAGACCUUGGGCCUCAGCUGGGGUGGACAAUGGUGUUCCUGGCUGAGUACAUCGGUCCUCUGCUCAUUUACCUCCUCUUCUACUUCCGCAUGCCCUACAUCUACACACACAAGUACGCCUUCACCGCCAGCCCCCAUCCUGUGGUCAGUCUGGCCUGUGUCUGUCACUCCUUCCACUACAUCAAGAGGUUAAUUGAAACUAUAUUUGUGCACCGUUUCUCCCAUGGCACCAUGCCUCUGAGGACAAUAGCGAGGAAUUGUGUCUAUUACUGGGGUUUCUCAGCCUGGUUGGCAUACUACAUCAACCACCCACUCUACACACCACCAUCAUAUGGGGAGAUGCAAGUGAAUUAUUCGCUGGCUGCAUUUGUAUUGUGUGAAGCAGGGAAUUUCUCCAUCCAUCUGACCCUGAACAACCUCAGAGGAGAAGGGCCCAGGAGCAGAAGGUUCCCCAGCCCAACUAAGAACCCCUUCACAUGGCUUUUCUUCUUUGUGUCUUGUCCCAAUUACACAUACGAGGUAGGAGCCUGGGUCAGCCUCUCUAUCAUGACACAGUGUGUUCCAGUGGCCCUGUUUGCGUUUCUGGGCUUCAUCCAAAUGACCAUCUGGGCAAAGGGCAAACACAAAACCUACACGCGGGAGUUUAAAGACUACCCUAAUCUACGGAUGCCUAUUCUGCCUUUCAUCCUUUGAGGAGAGAGAGAGAAAGAAAGCAAGAAGGAAACAGAGCAGCAUCUCCCAGUGUUUGAUUGACAUUCAGUGGUUUGGUCCUCACCAUCACAUCUGGAUCCGUCGACGAAGAGUGUCAGAACAGUCUCUGUAGGACAGCUUUUGCAGCUUGAUGAUCAGCAGGGGUACGCACAAGCUGUUCUACUGUUAAAAAUAGAGACAAGCAAAACACACUCUACAGCAACGCCAAGGAACUGACACCAAGCGCUCAGUGUAAACAGCUGUUCUGUUAUUACCAUACCACUUACUGAGUGACAUUGUUAAGACAACGGAUGGCCAUAAUCUUCAAGGUAUGAUGAAUAUUCUCGUUACGUUGAUCAUAGCACUGAAAAGCCUUUGGGAAAGCCAUAAAAUCCUUCAAGAACCUUUUUAUAGUACCCAUCUAAUAUGAAUUCAUGUUAUUUCAGGACAAAGCAAUAUGUGUGUGUGUGUGUGUGUGUGUGUGUGUGUGUGUGUGUGUGUGCUAAUCCUUAUAGUGGGCAACAGCGUAACAUAACCAGACCUCCUCAGGAUACCUUCAGACUUAGCAGGUAUUAUACACCGCUUGUGACCUUAAACAUUGUUCAAAGAGCAUCGUUUCAGGACUAAUGGCUGAUGGCUGAUUCUUUACCACAUUUAUAGAAUAACCAUUUAAAAUGCCAAAUAGGGUGAUGUUGUACAGUAUGUGU
Molecule: messenger RNA, 1923 nt
Organism: Alosa sapidissima (American shad)
Lineage: Eukaryota; Metazoa; Chordata; Actinopteri; Clupeiformes; Clupeidae
Product: very-long-chain enoyl-CoA reductase
Exons: 13
Coding region: 284-1219 (311 amino acids)
Biological process (GO): very long-chain fatty acid biosynthetic process
Molecular function (GO): oxidoreductase activity, acting on the CH-CH group of donors
Source: RefSeq, a predicted model, not a curated record